AUGUUAAAGAGAACAACGCUGAUUGUAUUACUAUAUACCUACUGUGUUUCUGGAUGGUUUUCAAAUCGCCAAAAGAGUAGUAACUGUCGCGAAUAUUUUGGAAGUGAGUCUACAAACAAAUUACUCGUAUUUAAUUUAGCACCACUUAAAAACGAUUUACAAAUUAGUUAUCGUUCUUAUAUCUCAUCAGAUUAUGCGCCAAAUUUUAAAGAUAUUAAAUUUGUCAAUUAUUGUUGUUUCAUCCUGCAAGAGCCAAGAUCAGAAAAAUCAUUAUCAAAAUGGCGAACAGAUAUGAAAUUUUAUGGUGGUGGGCGAAAACGUCAAUUACAAAUAGAGCGUUAUAUUGAUAAGAGUAAAACAAAGCAACUGAAUAUACCACCAGAUUUGAACGAGCGAAAUAUUUUACUUUACACAAAUGAUAAUCAAUUGAAAUGGGCAACAUGUAAUGAAGUUGAACGUAUAACUAAACUUUCAUGUGCACAUUUGUGGUUAAAAUCAUGUCGUGUUAGAGAACAUUCACCAUACAAUUGGUUUUGUAAUAUAACAGCACAUAUUUCUUACACACAUGAUAUACCAUCAAUCACAGAAUUUCGUGCCGGUAAUGAUUUUAUUGUUAGUACAAGACCAAGUAUGAAAAUGAGUUGUUAA
Molecule: messenger RNA, 648 nt
Organism: Didymodactylos carnosus
Lineage: Eukaryota; Metazoa; Rotifera; Eurotatoria; Philodinida; Philodinidae
Source: the annotation of a GenBank genome assembly